AUGCCUACCUCGUAUUCGUACAAGGUGCGAGUCCUCGCAGCCUUGGAUGCGCAUUACACUCCUUCACGAUCCACUAUUCCAAUACCACUACGAUCUAUCGAUUCAACAUAUGAAUCUGACUGCAACGCGAAUCGUGUGUUCUUGCCGUCCACUUGGAGGAAGCGCGUCAAGAUUGUACUGGACAAGCUCGUUGCCGAAAACUGGCUUAUUGAGAGAAAGGGCAGCUAUACACUGACUCCUCGACUACGUACAGUGAUAGCAGAUGAAAAACUUCGUCACAAUGUCAACCAGAGGAACCAUGAGUGGAGGGUGUUCGCUAGCGUGGCCAAAAGGAUGGAAACAGGACCUGCCUCCAACACGGGGAAUGCGGCACCAUCAUCCACUCCGGCAGGAAGAACUCGAACUCGAACAAGCCUUUCCACUGUUGAGAUGCGUUCCCCAGCUCAGACAGAAACCCCUGCACUGUCAGGCCAGAACAAGAACUCCAUUGGUGCAGCUGCGCCAGAAGUUGUUAUAUUUUCAAGCCCUGCCUCACGAACUAGAAAUCGAACCAGCCUUGCUGGCAUCGUUGAAGAAAACAAUGGUGCUCCGGUAUCCGCUCUGGACGUUAUCACUGUUCGCCCCCAAUCUUCAGGCGGCAGAAAGAGCCGUGUUUCAGAUCCUGGUCCGCCUCUCUCAAGGUCUGGCCCAGCGUCCUCGACCCCCAACACCCGGAAACGGAGACCUUCGGGAGGUUCCGCGGCCCCUGUUCGUGUCACUCCUACGGUUUCUCGUCGCCGAAGCAUUGUCCCGACUCGACCUAAUCGGCGCCACACCCUUGCCGUUGCUCCUACGCAAAAAUUUAUUUUCCCUGAGACGGCCGUGCCUGUAUCCAAACAAAUCCAGUUUUACCCACUGAAACAGACACUGUCCGCUCGCACUCGUCGUGCGCUCCGCCGCAAUGCCCUCAGUGAGGAAAUGAAUGACAUCGAUGCCGAGAAGCGGGCUGGUCAAAAGAAAAACCGCGAGCUGCUUGCGAAGCUCAGGGCCGAAUUGGCUGAGAGCUCUGAGAGACUCAAGGAAUUGGAGAGAGAACUUGCGGCAGCCAGGUUUGCACCUUCAGUGGAGCCCGAGGAGUUGGCUCCUAUCAAUGAGGAACAGGAAGAUGGAGACUACGAUAUGGACUACUCCCGGGUAGAUAGCCCAGAAGACCUUGCACCUAUUACUCCUUCUAGAAGAUCGCCGCCUUCUGUCGACGUCGCGCAGGUUGAGCAGACUCCUUCGUCUCAUCGUGACCAAAAAAUCAGGGACCUUGAGCUUAUGAUUGAGGCACUGCGGCAAGAUAUCGCCCGACGCGCCGAAGAGGAGCGAAUUCGAGCCCAAGAAGAUGAAGUUUUUCAUGAUGCUGAAGAACAAAUCUUGCACGAGGAAAACCAUGCUUUGGCCGAGAGAAUCGAAGAACUCACAGCUCUUAGGGGCAAGACUGUUUCCUUUCAAGAUGACGUAGAAGAUACCAACCAGGAAGACGACGAAGAGGAAUAUAUGGGACCCCUCGCGGACGAUUUCGAUGAUGGCGUCACGGAUAUUGAAGAACACCCAAAGCACGCGACUUAUAGCUCCUUUGGUGUUGACAGCGGAAUUGAAGCAUCUACUCAACAAACCGUGGAGGUAGGACUCCAAAAUGAAAGGAUUGCGGAACUCGAGGAUCAAAAUAGCCGUCUUCAGAGUGCUAUCGACACCUUGGGCGGAAAGAUCCGAGGAAUGGAGGAAAACCUAGAGGAGACUCACCUAAGCUUGGCAGAACGCAAAAAGGCCCAGGACAGGUUGAAGAAAGAAAACGAAAAGUUGAAGAGGUUGGAGAAGGAGUUAGAGGAGAAGGUUAUCGAAUUAGAAGAGAUGGAGGGAGAGAGAUUGGAAAACGUUGGGCACAAAGUGAUACAGACUGAUGACGUGGUGGAUCAAGAGAAGCUUGAAAUGGAGCAGCAGAUGGAUGAUCUGACAGGGCAGGUUGCGGAGUUGCAGGAAAUGAUUAGGGUUGUCACGGAGGAGAAGAAAGAUGCCCACGCCAAAAUAGCCACCACCGAUGUACAGAUUGCAGCUUUGCAAUCUGCUGCGGAUGCUGCUGAAGUUGCAAAACGUGAGGCGGAAGCUCAAAUCCGUGCUCUGACGAUCCAAAUCUCUGAGCUCGAAGAUGGUAUCUUAGAGGAGAAGAGGGAGAUUGAGCACACUGUAGAGAUGGCACAUGUCCAGAUUGCAAACCUGCAACAGGCUAAAGAGUCUAAUGAGGCGGCGAAAAUCAGUGCUCAAGCUCAGAUCCAGACACUCACAAGUCAAAUAAAGGACCUUGGGGCUACCACAACGGAGGAAAGAGAACGUGCCAGGGCUCAACUUGCGGAAAUGCAGGAGCUGAUUGAGUCUGCUGAAGCUGCACAAGAAGAAUCUCGAACUCAGAUACAAAGUCUCGAAAAUGAAGUUAGGGAGAUUCGGGAAUUGGCUGAGAAAGAGCAGUCAGAUGCCAAGUCUCAAAUUUCCGAUGCUUAUGCGCAGAUCGCCGAGCUGGAGGAUACUGUUGAGUCUAGCCAGGCUUCAACGGAAGAAGCUGAAUCCCAGAUCCGCGCCCUUGAGCGUAGAAUCUCAGAUCUCGAGUCUGAUGCGUCUACAUUCGAGGCAGAAAAGGAUGAGCUGCAACAGGAAAUCGACAUACUAAACCGCCAAGUGGAAAGAUUGCAAGAAGAACUUGAAGAGUUACGGGAGGACAAUAAGGAGCUGAAGCAGGAGUUGGAAGGGAUGAGGGAUGAGAGUAGGAGAUUCGAGGAGGCUGCUGAGACUCUGAAGCAUGACAAAGCUAGUCUCGAGGAGAAUGUGGAAAGUUUAGAAGAUAAAGUGCAGGAGUUGGAGACUCUAACGGAGGACUUAACCAAAGCCAAAGCGGCACUUGAAGUUGAUUACACCAAUCUGAACCUUCAACUCAUAUCUCAAAAGAAUGCGAUGGAUUUGGCGGAACAAGCUAAUGCAAAAUUCCAAAAAGAUAUUGCUGAACUUGGCGCCCACAUCGAAAGUCUUGAGAAGGAAGCAAAAACCUCGAGAAGCCAGAAGGAGAGCUUUGAACGAGAUAUCAUCUCGCUUCAGGCUCACGUUUCAUCCCUAGAAAGCGAGCGCAAGCUCUCUGGUGACCAAAACCAAGAUCUUCAAAACCAGCUUUAUGAACUGUCUACCCAGAUCGCCUCUUUCGAACAAGCCAUCCAGGAAGUUAAUGAACAGAAGGAUCUGCUUGAGAACACAAUCGAUGAUCUACGGGCUCAAAUCGAGACACUACAGCGGGCGGGCAAGGUUGCGGAGCAGGAAAGAGAGUCGCUUGAGCAGGAUAUCGAUGACUUGAAAUCUCAACUAGCCGAAGUUACUGAAGAGUUGCUUGCUUCCCGUGCCGAGAAUGAUCUCUCUAGACAAGAUAUCGAAAAUUAUAAAUCAGAGAUUUUUAGGCUCAACAAGCUCCUUGAAAUCGCCAAGAAGGAUGGAGAUGACCUGCGUCAAGAGGUUAACCAAUUGUCAGACAAGGUGGAAUCUCUUGGAGGAGCAUUCAAGGGCAGUAACGAGAAGAACCGUGGUCUGGAGCACAAUAUCGAGACACUUCAACAUCAGAUAACCAAGCUCAAGCAAGCUUCCGUGAUAGCCGACGAAGAGAAAUCCAUUAUUCAGCAGAAGAUCCGACCUUACAUUCAUGGAGAGCAAUCACUGGAUAUGGCGGUCGACGAGGUUCUGACAGAACUUGUCAUGGCCAAAAAUCGCGCUGACGAGAACGAGAGGCUUAGAACUGAGUUGUCGAACAAAAUCAGAAUUUUAGCACAGGAUGAGGAAGAGAGCGACUCGGAUUCGAUUAACCCUGAAGAGAUUGUCGAGAAACUGACAGACCGUUUUAGAAAAGUUCGCAACAGUGUCGAAGAAUUAUACCUCCUCUGUGGACAAUCGCAAGAAUCUCCAUUUGAAGGGCAUAAUUUGGAGGAUUUUUCAUGGACCGGCUCGAACGAAAACGCCCUUACAAUGCUAGGAUCUUUGGUUGAAGCGUUGUAUCAAAAGGUCAACGAUGCACAGGACAGAGCCAGCAGAUUGAGCGAGGAUUAUCAGAGGGAGAGGGAUCAAUCUAGGCUUUACGGAAGCUAUCUUGAGGAUGUUGCUAUGGCCAUUGAUGGUGAAGGACAUUUGAAGAAACAAAUUGAGGAUGCCGAGGAAAGGGUUGAAGAAUUGAACCAAGCUGUCGUUCGCAAGGACAACACCAUCAGGGACAUGGAAGCUGACAUCGACUCUGCCGACCGAAGGGAAACCGACCUUAACCAGAAAAUUGCCAGUUCCAUUACUGCUCAUAAUCUCACCACCACUCGGCUCAGCAAGGCUCAAAUCGAAAUCCAUGCGCUUUCCCAGACUAUACAAAAUAAGGAGAACGACAUCGAAAGGUUGCAGGCGACCGCCCAAGACCAGGCUGAUAAAGAACAGGAGCUUCUUGGGACCAUCGAACAGCAAACUAUCUCACACAGGAACGCUGUUCGAGAGCUGAAGCACCAGAGGGAUGAAGCCGCCAACCAGCUACAGCAAAGGCUGGACGAUGCAUUGGAGGCCAAGGCCAAAGUUGAACAUCACUUCAGCCAAGCAAAAGAGGAGAACGCGCUUAUUGUAAAAACUCUCCAAGAUGUCCUUGCUGCGACUCAAGGUGAGCUCGGCGAGACCAAGAAAGAGUUGGAUGCAAAGAAAGCUUCGUACCAGCAGACUAUCGAGGCACUUGAGGGUAGGGCUGCUCAAAGUAAAGGUGAAAUCGUCGAGUUAUCCCGAAAGCUUCGUGAGCAAGCAGAAAAGAAUAGCCAGGAAAUUUUGGUCCUUGAAGGCAAAUUGAAGUCCUCAUCGGAGGAAGUCAAUCGCCAAGUAUCAGCGCUACGUCGAGCUGAAUCCCAACGUGAUAAGGUUGCCAAUCAACUCAAUUCUGAAAUCGAGAGCAACCAGCAUGCGAUUUCAGUUCUGGAAAAGAAGAUGCAUCAAAUUAUAACCGAUGCCAAGAUUCAGCAGGAUGGUGAUAGGAAAACCAUCUCUGGUCUAAAUGCUCAGCUAAGGACCGUCAAAAAUGCCGCGGAAGAGGAAAGAAGGGUUUUACAGGAAAAUAUUCGCUCACAAAUGGACGAGGUUAACCAGCUUACUGGCCGUAUCGAGGAGCUCGAAGCACUUCUCGAGGAAGUGGAGGAGUCCGAAAGAAGCUUAGACGAGCAACUCAAGGUCACCGAGAGCCAGUCUCAACUUUUCCAGGAGGAGGCAGACAAGGCCCAGGGAGCGCUCAUGGCGGAGAAGAGAGCACUUCUGCAGGAGCUCGCUGAGUUAAAAUCCAAGUAUGGCUUUGCCGAGGAGAAAAUGCGGGGCGAUAUCACCACUCUCGAAGCCCUUGUUGAAGACAAAUCACAGCGCAUCUCUGAGCUCGAGAACGUUCUCUCCAUCCUCAGGGGUGAAAAGUCUAAACUGAUCGAUAAUAUCAACAAUCUCAAAGAAGAUAACACCACGCUUGAAGAUAUGCUCGACACGGAACGGAAGAAGGGCGCGGAGGCGGUAUCAAGCCUGGCGAACGAAGCCGAAAAGUUCAUGGCAAGGUUUGGUGAUGUCAAGAACCAAUGCACAAGGGCAAGCAAACUGCGAGAGGGAUUGAGCAACAAGCGCAAGAGAGCUAUUGAGGAGCAAGAGGAUGAGGAGGGGGGACCUAGUCGCAUGCCACCAACCCCGGCAUCAUCUGUUGUUACUGGGACUGGCGGAUUCAAGAAGUUGGAGAGUAAGCGCAGAAGAUAUGAUAGUGGUAUUGGAGUUGAUGAGGAGGAUGAAGAGUUUGAAGGUGUCUCGGCAGUCGGUGUUUGA
Molecule: messenger RNA, 5859 nt
Organism: Morchella sextelata
Lineage: Eukaryota; Fungi; Ascomycota; Pezizomycetes; Pezizales; Morchellaceae
Exons: 4
Coding region: 1-5859 (1952 amino acids)
Source: RefSeq, a predicted model, not a curated record